GAGGUGCUGGUGUGGCUUAAUGCCGUUGAUCCUGAGGCCAAUUAUUUGUCUGCACUUGAUGUUCGUGCACCUGGUACGGGUAAUUGGCUGCUCAGGGGGCGUGAGUACGUCGAUUGGAAGGAAGGAAGAGAGGGGGUUCUCUGGCUUUAUGGAAUGCGUAAGUGCACAGUGGAGAAAAAUCUUUUGUUCCGAGGAAUAUAUUUACCAUUUGUGUUAUGUAGCCGGAUGCGGCAAGAGUGUUCUAAGGUGCGAACUCCGCGGGAUAUCAAGAGGCGCUAUAUAACUGCUUUAUUGCUAACUAGCUCUUUAGCGCUACUGUCAUUAAAGAUAUCGAACAACUGUGCGAAGUGAGCGGCGAUCAUGCAUUCGCCUAUUUUUACUUUACCUUCAGCGACCCGAAGAAGCAGAACUUGCUCAAUAUGCUUCUAUCCCUCAUUGGCCAACUAGCAAAGGGGCUUUCGGACUGUGAUUUUCCCAACGAGGUCAAAAACCUGUAUCGCAACUCCGAAGCAAUUGGAAAGUCACCAGGUAUCGAAGAUCUCAAGAGUGCAUUUUCUCAGAUCAUAAAGUCUUACAAAAAGACGUUUCUGAUCUUAGAUGCCUUGGAUGAAUUCCCCGAGCCUAGCCGGAGGAGUCUACUGUCUUGGUUGAGCAAACUAGCUACCGAUAACAAGGUCGAGUCACUUUCCAUUCUGGUUACUAGCCGUCCCAAGGCCGAUAUUGUAAGAUCCCUGAAACCUCUUAAGCCUUCUUCAAUAUCUCUAGAAUCCAAAACAAUCGAUCCAGAUAUCCGAUCAUAUAUACAUAAUUCACUGGAUGGCAAGGAUAAGUUCCAGGGAUUUACUCAAACAACAAAGAGUGAGAUAGUGGAAGCACUCGUUGUUUGUUCACUGGGAAU
Molecule: messenger RNA, 898 nt
Organism: Tuber aestivum (summer truffle)
Lineage: Eukaryota; Fungi; Ascomycota; Pezizomycetes; Pezizales; Tuberaceae
Source: the annotation of a GenBank genome assembly